AUGCGGAUACCCUUGAUCUUUGCCGUGGCUUGCUUUGUUGCAGGCGCGUCUGCGCAAACCUUCCAACGCUUAGGCGGUUGCCCAGAUCUGGGCUGUGUCUUCCCCCCGGAUCAGGCAGAGUUCCUUCCCGGUCAAUACUUUGAUAUCCGCUUAGAGGUUCACUCUCCCGUGAACGGCUCCGAAGCCCGCGAGGGAGAGCCUGAUCCUGAUUUUAAGCUCAGUAUUGUCAAAAAGGGUAGACGUCCCAUUCCCGCAGCCAAGUUCUUUGACACUGAGGAGCCGCCGCUCGAAACGUGGGACUUUACUUGGUACGAAGACCUGUUUGCCAAGGAUGCCGAUAAACCUUCGCUUGUUAAGGUCACCUCCAAGGCUUACAGAAAGGUCGCACUGUAUGAUCCGGGAGAGUACAAGGCCAUCUUGACCUACUGGGACAAGCAGACGGUUGCCAACUGGGUAGUUCGCGACAUUCCGCACCGCCGGCGGGCGAAGAAUGUCGUCCUAUUUAUUGGAGAUGGAAUGACAACCAACAUGAUCACUGCAGCGCGUCUUAUCGCGCACAAAAGCAUCAAUGGUAAAUAUCUGACAAAAAUGGCGCUGGACAAGUUCCCCGUGCUGGGACACCAGAUGACGCACUCGAUGGACUCGUUCAUCACCGACUCCGCCAACUCGGCAACGGCUCUCUACUCGGGCCAUAAGACGACCGUAAACGCCUUGAAUGUCUACGUGGAUUCUUCCAGUGAUCCGUUUGAUGACCCAAAAUUCGAGACCAUCACCGAAAUCCUCCGUCGUACCUAUCCAGGCAGCGGUGUUGGGAUCGUGUCCACUGCUUUCCUUGCCGACGCGACUCCUGCCGCCCUCGUCGCUCAUACCAGUAACCGCGGCGAGUAUGACCAUGUCAUCAGUGCUUAUCUGGAGGGCCUGAAAAACACCUCAUGGACGAGCUGGGAUGGCCCGGAUGUUCUACUGGGCGCUGGCGCGGAGGCCUUCCUCCAGACGGAAGAUGCGCCGCGCGAUUACUACCGGCUGUUUGCCGAAAACGGCUAUACCGUGGUGUGGAAUAACACGGCACUGGAUAAAGCUCCGAAUGACCAGAGAUUGCUGGGAGUCUUCCAAAAAUCCAACCUGGCCACCUGGCUCGACCGUAACGUCUACCGCGAUAACCUUCUAAACCGGAGCAACUACCCGGACGGAUCUGGUCGUGAUGCGGAGGACCUGCCCGGUCUCAGGGAGAUGACGCUGAAGGCAAUCGACGUGUUGCACGAACGGCAUGGAAAGAAAGGUUGGUUCCUCAUGUCGGAGGCGGCCAGCAUUGACAAGCAAAUGCACACAUUGGACUACGAUCGGUCACUGGGCGAAUUACUAGAGCUUGACGAUACAGUCCGCGCAACUAUUGACCGACUUAGGGAACUUGGCGAGCUAGAAGACACCUUGUUGAUUGUUACCGCCGAUCAUGGUCAUGGAUUUGAUGUGACGGGCUCUAUUGAUACUGAAUACCUGAACGCGCAGACUGACGACCGUUCAAGGCGCAAAGCCGUCGGAUACUAUGAGAACUCAGGUCUCUCCCAGUAUACGGUAGGAGGGCCAAACUCCCUUCGAUAUUCCGAGGGCGUCCAUUUCCCUGCUCGCUGGGACCCGCGGUAUACAUUGCACUCGGGCGUAGUCGCGUUUCCAGACCACCGCGAAAAUUACCAGGUGCAUAGUGAAGGACCACGUACACCUGCAGUUAGUCAUGGUAAUGGACAGGACGGCUACUAUGCCAACUACAAGGAUGCUGUCACCGGAUUCUUGAUCAAUGGUACUUUGCCCGUUGACUCGAGCCAAGGGGUACACUCGCUCACAGAUGUACCGGUGUUCGCGCAAGGUCCUUGUCAGGAACUUUUUGGCGGCGUGUACAAUUCCAUAGAUAUAUUCUUCAGCAUGGCGGAAUGCCUGGGACUGUCGGGGACAAGGCCGUGGAUUUAG
This is a messenger RNA of Monascus purpureus, 1962 nucleotides long. The record is from the annotation of a GenBank genome assembly. NCBI's taxonomy places the organism in Eukaryota, Fungi, Ascomycota, Eurotiomycetes, Eurotiales, Aspergillaceae.